GGCCUAUUUUGAAUCUCAGUCCAGCCCUGGUCACACGGCAGCUCCUGGUUCCACAUAAACACCAGAGACUCCAUCUUUGUGAUGGGCACUCAAUUCCCGGCAGAUUCCGCAGAGACAGGGAAUAAUCAGCUGCAGAAGCCCCUCCCCCAGCGAGUGUCACUCACAGCCCCUCCCCCAGCACUGAGCCUUCCUCUGCCCCACAAUAAGACACAUUUGCUGGGAUGACACUGACUGGGAAUUCGGCCAAGUUCUCACACAUCAGCGAGUUCACUCCUGGGCUUCAAACACUGAGAGGUAUAAAGGGACUUGGUUCCCGCGCGCUCGGUGAUUGGUCGCUUUUGCAGUGACAUCAGAGGCGCCAUCUUGGGUGAGGCAUAGAGAGAGCGAAAGCGAAACUAUUGGCCAGCGCUCACUGAUGUUUUUACUCCUCUUCUCUAAACCCAGAGCUCUUUUUCUUUCCAUUAAUAUAACCCUCCUCCUCCUCUCGGAUAAUCUCUGUGUAACGUCUCCGGCAGGCGGAUGUCACGUGCGCAGUUCCAGUUCCUGACCAGCAAGGGGAGUCCGAGUGUCUUAUCCGCUAGUGACCAGCAGGGGGAGCCGGAAGCAGGAAGUGUCGCGCUGAGGCCCAUGGCCCGGGCACAGUCCGAUGUGAGUCCCGCCUGACGGACAGACAUGGCGAGUAAAGUGCCGGUCCCGCUGCCAACGGUGCUGAUGUCGGUACGGGCCUGGCUGGGGGCCCCGGGGCGGGAGGCGGUACAAUUACAGCUCAUCCUGGGACCGGACAGUCUGCGCGACUUUCGCCUCUCAGUGCGGGGCCUGACGGGAACGGUUGUGACAGACUUCAAGCUGAGCGACGUCUCGUAUGAGCAGAAGAGCAGCAAGUGCCACGAGUUACUGGUCCCUGGGCUCCCAGGCAGCUCCAUACAGUUCUGCUUCGAUGACGAGAGAGAAGCCCAGAAAUGGUGGACUGUGCUGAGCAGCUCUCUGAGAGAGACACGCAAAGAUUCGCUCAUUCAGGGAAAUGGAGGCACCAAACCUCCUGCAGUCGAUAAGCCAGCGAUACUGGGGAACAAGAAUGUCUAUAAAUGCCUUUCAGAGGAUGCAGCAGAGGUGUCCAUGGAUUUAUGCACAAAAGAAGAUUUAGGCCUUCAUCUGAGCAGAGCCAUAGAGUGUGGAGACCAGGAGUUGGCCCUCAAGUUUGCAGUGGCGCUGGCAAAGCAGAAGGUUCCCCUUCAGGUCCAGUUAAAGCAAUCCUGCUACCCGAAAACUGAAAUCUGUAUGAAGGUUGGGGUUGAAGACGCGUCUGAUUCAGUGAACAUCUCAACGUAUGUUCAGCCUCACACUACCGUCGCCAUGCUCAAACAACAGAUAUUCCGGGAGCAUCAGUUCCACCCGAGUAUUCAGCGCUGGAUCAUUGGCCAGUGUCUGUGCUCAGAUGACAGGACAGUCGCUUCCUAUGGAAUAAAAAGAGACGGGGAUACCGCCUUUCUCUACCUAUUAACAGCCAAGCAGAUGAAACUCGGGGUGCCCGAUCCGUAUCUGAGCGUAAACCCUCCUCAGCCUCACGUCUCUGCACUUACUAAGCAAAGAUCCAAUACUCUUCCCCACAGGCCAGCACCAAAGCCCAAUGUCGGUCAGAGGAUGGAGCACACGGGAAGGGUGAAUAUAGUGGACGUGGCCAAUAAACUGCACUUACCAAUGGAAUCACUGAGUCUGUCUGCAACUCCUCCUCCUGCCCAGGCUGGCUGGUCCUGUUCCGUCUGUACCUUCAUCAAUAAGCCGACGAGGCCGGGCUGUGAGAUGUGCAGUUCCACCAGACCCUCCACAUAUGUCGUCCCUGAGGAAUAUAAACCUGAUGAGAAGGAGCGGAGGAGACUGCAGAUGGAGCAGGACAGUUUGCAGCAAUACAAAAAGGCUUUGGAUGAGGAGAGAUCCCAGAACUUUCAGCACCUGCUGCAACUGGACAACGAGGUUCUGAUCCCAAACCAGGAGCCCAUUGAGUGUCGGAUUUGCUUCUCAGAGGUCCCAGUGGGGGGCGGUGUUCUGCUGAGAGAAUGUCUGCACAGCUUCUGCAGGGAAUGUUUGCGGCAACUAGUGAACUGCUGUGAGGAGCCGGAGGUUUCGUGCCCAUUCAGGGAUGAGACGUACGGGUGUAACAGUAAACUGCAGCAGCGGGAGAUCCCGGGGCGUGAAGUGCAGCACAAUAUCAGGGGUCGCCAGACCCCGGCACAGACUGACCCUUUUCCCUCUCUCUCGCUGGCAGUUGGUGUCGCAGGAGGAGUACAGUCGCUUCCUGGAGCGGGGGCUAGUGCAGAGGGACUGCACGAGAGGUUAUAUAAGAGGGAUGCGACCGCUUAUGAGUGGCGGCACUGCGGGUUAUUGCAGCAGGGCAUUCCAGGUAUGCGGAAGGGACCUGCGGAGUUUAGCGCAGAGGACUGCGGGAUUAUACGAGAGGGACUGCGGGUAUAUACAGAGUGGUGCCGGGACUAUGACAAGAAGGGACUGCGGGGUUAUACAGAUGAGGCUGCUGGGGUUCUAACUCAGAGUGGGAUUUGCGGCCAGUAUAAAGUCCAUUUGGCACAGACGCUGGUUCAGACGGGGGAGGCGAUGUAUUGUCCCGUGUGUCAGAUUAUUGUACAGAAGAAAGACGGAUGUGACUGGAUCCGCUGCACCAUGUGUCACACUGAGAUCUGCUGGGUGACUAAGGGCCCGCGCUGGGGGCCACAGGGGCCCGGAGACACGUCGGGAGGCUGCCAGUGUAAUGUCAAUGGCAAGAAGUGUGACCCCCGCUGUCAGAAUUGUCACUGAGUCCAAAAAGGGGGGCUUCCUAUCCAAGGAUACGACUGGAAUAUAUAUAUAUAUUACAUUACACCUUGUGCAGGGGGGCCCACCAGCUGACUGGAACAGGGUCACAGGGUACAGGCUACAGCCCCCUACGGUUAAACCCCUCCUCUUCCUCAGCUGCAGUAUUGGGGAACUUUGGGACUGGAGUAAGAAUCAUGCAGCAUUAACAGAGUAUUAUUUACCCUUUAACAGACUCAUUAACCUCAAUGGGUUUUAUUUUGUUUGUAUUUUAAUUUCCUUUUGGUUUUACUUCCCCUUGAAUUCAAUAACGAGCACAGCUGAUUGGCUAGUGGAGCGGCGCUACUUCCCGUUCGCUUGUUUAUUAUUUGUCACUCACAGUCCGUUUCCUGCGACACUAAUGUGGUUUUGACUCCGCAGGAAAUGGAAUCAAUAAUAAUAAUAAGUGAGGUCUAUAUCAGUCAUUAGAAGAGAUGUGAACCAGCGGGAGGUGAUGAUUGGCUGAAUCGUAUCACCCCAGUGGUGUCACAUUUAUUUCUCCUUUAAUUUAAAGGAACCCAAUAAUAAUAAUCAUUAAUCUAUGCACAACGAUAUAUUCUCAUCGCUCGACAUUUGCUCCUUAAAGGGAUACAGUCGGGAUUUAAAGCUGGCGGGUAAAAAGAAACUUGCCGUUUUUGGCAGCAAACGUUAUAGUUUUGUAAAGUUAUGUACGAACUGGAAUUCUGUCUCAGGGUAGAAAUCUCAGAAAGGGCAAGCCACAUCGCGAGCGUUGCAGUUGGGCGUAUUUGUUCAGGUUUUCCUCUUUAUGCCGCUCUGCUCUCGAAUGCUACUAGUGCGCAGUCCAUACACUCACUGGCCUUCAUGUGAUCUACAUUCAGUCUGCUCACUAGCGAGCGGCAGCACUAGGCACAGAGCAGGGGAAUGACCCGCAAGCACCAGCAUUGGGUCGUUUGGAGUCACUUGCAAAGAGGCAGCAACAGGAUAAUAGCGGAGAAAUCACAUGCAGCACUAGGGUUAUAUCAGGGCAAUUGCUUAUGAGCAGGCAGUGCUAAGGUUAUCAUCCGGGGAAUCACAAGCAGGCAGCACUAGAGUUAUAGUGGGGGACUCACAAGCAACACUAGGCUGAGGAAUCACUCAUACACAGCCAGUCCCAUGUUUAUAGCAGAGGCAUCACUUGUGAGCAGGCAGCACUAGGUUUACAGCAGAAGUCACUGGUGCACAGACUCAAUUCAAUUUAUGGCAAGGGAAUCACUAGCACUUGUGAGCAGGCAGUGCAAUGCUUAUAGCAGGGGGAAUCACUUGUGAGCUGGAAGCACUAGGGAUUUGAAGGGUAAUUACUUGCAAAGAUGCGAUGCUAGACCUAUAAACGUGUUAUAAGCACUAGACUUCUAACAUGGGAAUUACUGGUGAGCAGACAGCACUUGACAUAACAUGGCAACUCUUGACUUAUACAAGGGGCAUUGCUCGUGAGCAGGCAUCACUAAACAUAACAUGGGGAUUGCUUGUGAGCAGGCAGCACUAGACUUAUACGGGGAUUGCUUGUGAGCAGACAGCACUUGACAUAACAUGGGUAUUGCUUGUGAGCAGGCAGCGCUAGACUAAUAACACGGGAUUGCUUGUGAGCAGGCAGCACUAAACAUAACAAGGGGAUUGCUUGUGAGCAGGCAGCACUAGACUUAUAACACGGGAUUGCUUGUGAGCAGGCAGCACUAGACUUAUUAUACGGGGAUUUGUUGUGAGCAGACAGCACUUGACAUAACAUGGGGAUUGCUUGUGAGUAGGCAGUGCUAGACUAAUAACACGGGAUUGCUUGUGAGCAGGCAGCACUUGACUUAACAUUGAGAUUGCUUGUGAGCAGGCAGCACUAAACAUAACAUGGGGAUUGCUUGUGAGCAGGCAGCACUAGACAUAACAUGGGGAUUGCUUGUGAGCAGGCAGCACUAGACAUAACAUGGGGAUUGCUUGUGAGCAGGCAGCACUAGACAUAAAACGGGGAUUGCUUGUGAGCAGGCAGCACUAGACUUAUAACACAUGAAUUGCUUGUGAGCAGGCAGCACUUGACUUAACAUUGGGAUUGCUUGUGAGCAGGCAGCACUAAACAUAACAUUGGGUUUGCUUGUGAGCAGGCAGCACUAGACUUAUAACACGUGAAUUGCUUGUGAGCAGGCAGCACUUGACUUAACAUUGGGAUUGCUUGUGAGCAGGCAGCACUAAACAUAACAUGGGUAUUGCUUGUGAGCAGGCAGCACUAAACAUAACAUUGGGAUUGCUUGUGAACCGGCAGCACUAGACUUAUAACACGUGAAUUGCUUGUGAGCAGGCAGCACUUGACUUAACAUUGGGAUUGCUUGUGAGCAGGCAGCACUAAACAUAACAUGGGUAUUGCUUGUGAGCAGGCAGCACUAAACAUAACAUUGGGAUUGCUUGUGAACCGGCAGCACUAGACUUAUAACACGUGAAUUGCUUGUGAGCAGGCAGCACUUGACUUAACAUUGGGAUUGCUUGUGAGCAGGCAGCACUACACUUAUGGAAUAAUGAACUAGCACUUGUGAGCAGGCAGCACCCAGAAGUUAAACGUUUAUAGAGAAAAAGUGAAUGAAAACAAAUUGGCCAGUGGCAACUAAUGAGCUCUAUGACAAACAAAUUAUUUUUUGAUCUCACAACACAGAUUUUGUGUGUGUCAUGUUUGUGUCGCGUCAGGGAAAUCACACGGCUGCUUGCAUGCCUCGCAAUGAUCGUCCAAUGGGAAUAUGCCACAUCAUCACACUGAGAAACACACGCCUACUGGAUUCACAAGGUGUCACUUUGCUUUGUGUGUGUCAAUAAAAUGCACAAUUCUGA
Molecule: messenger RNA, 5643 nt
Organism: Xenopus laevis (African clawed frog)
Lineage: Eukaryota; Metazoa; Chordata; Amphibia; Anura; Pipidae
Gene: rbck1.S
Product: ranBP-type and C3HC4-type zinc finger-containing protein 1
Exons: 13
Coding region: 673-2808 (711 amino acids)
Source: RefSeq, a predicted model, not a curated record